GAUUCACAAAAUCCGUGAUUCCAGUGUAGAGGACCCCGCUUUCGUACACUACACUGCGCAAGCGCCAUCAGAUCUUCUGGUUAGAGUAUCCAUUUUGAUCACAUACAAUCGGUAAAACCCAACGAUGGCAGAUAUCGAGGAUACUCACUUCGAGACCGGUGAUUCCGGUGCAUCAGUGACCUAUCCCAUGCAGUGCUCAGCCCUGCGUAAAAAUGGAUUUGUCAUGCUGAAAUCACGACCAUGCAAAAUUGUUGAAAUGUCAACAUCAAAAACUGGUAAACACGGUCAUGCCAAGGUACAUCUCGUUGGUAUUGAUAUCUUUACAUCGAAGAAGUACGAAGAUAUCUGUCCCUCCACACACAACAUGGAUGUACCCUUCGUUAAACGAGAAGACUAUCAGCUGACAGACAUAUCUGACGACGGUUACUUGUGCCUGAUGGCCGACAAUGGUGACCUCCGUGAGGAUCUCAAGGUCCCUGAUGGUGAAUUAGGUGCUCAGCUUCGCGCCGACUAUGAGGCUGGAAAAGACAUACUCUGCACUGUUCUAAAAGCCUGUAACGAAGAAGUGGUGAUUGCCAUCAAAACCAACACUGCCCUCGACAAAUAAUUGUGUUCAGUUAAAACCGUACACAACCUCACCCGCUUAGCCAAUCGACACCUCAAUCAUUGGUAAACUGAAAAAAAGCAGUAAUAAUAACGAAGGAAAUAAAAAUAAAGAAAACAAAUUUGAUUAACGAACCAAUAGUUCCAACCAACAUCAAAUCUCAGCAGUGGUUAAAAGAAGAAUAAAACAACUUUUAAUUAAAGUAUAAAAAAAACACCUGAAUCAUUUACCAAAAAACAACAACAUACGCUAAUUGGGUAAUAAUUAAUAUCCGAAUGAACAUGUGCUUAACAAAGUUUCUAAGCAGUGUAAGUAAUAAGUUGGCUGGAUCGACAUUUACGAUGGACAGUCUGAACUAGGAGAGUGCGAAACGCAGAAACACAUACACAUAUACACACACAUGUUGUUUGUUAUAUAAGAGAAUAGGGCGACAGAAACAAUUUUUUCAUCAAAAAAAGGGUUGAUUGAAAAUAAAACAUGGACAAGCCUUCAAAAAACAAUUCUCAAUUUUUUUUUUUUUACAUUUUUGUUCUUCAUUGAUUUUGUUUCUUUUUUUUCUUAACUGAGAGCAGUCUAUUGUAGCCACAAUAGCUGUACAGUGAUUUAUUAUAAAAUGUAAUGGAGGGAAAGAUCACAGAAUUGCUCCUGCUAAUGUUUUUUUCAUGAGGAGGAGCAGGGCAUUUUUUCAUGGAACAUGAAAUUCUGCCAGAUCGUAUACGUGCAUUUCAUCUGAAAGCUGACUAGAAUGACAGAAAGAAAUGAAUAUUAUCCGGAUAAUUGAUAGUUAUAAUUUUUUAUUUUAUAUUUAGUUGGGAAUGCUAAGUACCUAUUUUACCCCAAAAAAUUUUUUCCUCUUUGUACUUUUUAUUACUCUUAAUUAAUUCACUUUUCCGUUGGCUAUUUCUCAGCCCCUUGGCCUAUAAUUACAUUUAAUGACUCUUGAAUUUGAAUGAUCAAAGCUUAUUCGGGGGUGAAUGAAACUAGGCUGUCAGGAAUUCGAUGAGAAACACUUCUCUUUACUAAUUAUUUAACAUCCACUUGAUUAAUUACGAAUACGAUGAACAUCAAUGAACAUUUACACACGUGUCACAUUGCCUUCUCUCUCAAAUCAAGUGAAACUAAUGAACGGAUUUUGAAUAAAACAAAAUAGAGAUACCUGAACUCAAAUGGGGUAGAGGGGGACAUAAGACUGGGUAUUAAAGGCUGGCACAGGUCUCUUUCCAAAAUUUGGGAAUGGAAAAAAAAAUUUUCAAAAUACUUUUAAUACAAAACUUUUCUCAUGUUACCUCACGUUCUUUUUCUUUUUUUAUUCUUCAGCGAUUGCAAGUGGAAGUGUAGAUGAACUUGGGAAGAGGACCAAGUGAAAAAUGAAAAUUAAAAUGAACAAUAAAUGAUAAAAUGAAUACCUGCAAUAUGCAUUACGAAUCAUUAGAUUUAUCUUAUCAUUAUUUUCAUUUUCCUCGAUCAAUAUCCUCAGUUUAAUUUGUCAAUCAUAUUCAGAGUUCAAAAUCACGCAGCCUGAAAUAUUGAAAAAAAUUAUAUAGAUAAAUACAAGAAAAAUACGAAAAAAAAUGAAAUGAAAAUACAAGAUAUAUAUGUAUGCGUGAAUAUAAUUAGAACUGUCACAGAAAGGUACUACGAAAAUUUUGAAAAAUACGAAGAAAAAAAUGAAAUAAAACGCUUUCUAAGAAUA
This is a messenger RNA of Diachasma alloeum, 2297 nucleotides long. RefSeq names its product eukaryotic translation initiation factor 5A (gene eEF5). Gene Ontology annotation, biological process: positive regulation of translational termination; positive regulation of translational elongation. The transcript has 4 exons. Lineage: Eukaryota; Metazoa; Arthropoda; Insecta; Hymenoptera; Braconidae. The record is from RefSeq and is a predicted model, not a curated record. Gene Ontology annotation, molecular function: ribosome binding; RNA binding; translation elongation factor activity. Bases 125 to 607 code for a protein of 160 amino acids.